Daphnia magna is the source of this 1500-nucleotide messenger RNA. RefSeq names its product N-acetylgalactosamine kinase-like. The transcript has 7 exons. Gene Ontology annotation, biological process: carbohydrate phosphorylation; galactose metabolic process. Gene Ontology annotation, molecular function: galactokinase activity; ATP binding. NCBI's taxonomy places the organism in Eukaryota, Metazoa, Arthropoda, Branchiopoda, Diplostraca, Daphniidae. The record is from RefSeq and is a predicted model, not a curated record. Bases 5 to 1387 code for a protein of 460 amino acids. Gene Ontology annotation, cellular component: cytosol; cytoplasm.
GAAAAUGGAUACACCUCCAGUUGUCCCAGUAGAUAGUUUGGAAGGCUCACUUAUAGAAAAGAUCAACUUACUCACCAAAGACUUUGAAAAGAAGUAUGGUUUUCCACCCGAAUUUAUUGCAAGAGUGCCUGGAAGAGUAAAUUUGAUUGGAGAACACAUUGAUUAUUGUGGUUAUGCUGUGUUCCCCAUGGCAAUUGAUCAAGAAAUCCUGAUGGCAGUUAAACCCCGACAGGAUCAACAUUUGGAGCUUUCAAAUGUCAACCCAGCAUAUGAAGAUUACAGCUGUGAAAUAAUGAACUUUGACAUUGAUAAAGGUGUACCCCAUUGGUUCAAAUACUGUUUGUGCGGAGUCAAAGGCAUCAUGGAGAAUUCUUCCAAAUCAAAAAACAAGCUUAAGGGUUUAAGUGCUAGAAUUCAUGGGUUGAUAUCUCCUGGUGCUGGAUUGUCCAGUUCCAGCGCAGUAGUCUGUGCAGCUGCGUUAGCAUUUGCGCAUGUCAAUGGUCUCGUCUACAAGAAACAAGAAUUGGCAGAUUAUUGCGCACGGAGUGAAAGAUACAUUGGCACUGAGGGUGGAGGUAUGGACCAAGCAAUUGCCAUGUUAGCCACGCAAGGUACUGCCAAACUAAUUGAAUUUAAUCCGCUCAGAGCUCACGAUACAAAACUACCAUCGGGAGCGGUGUUUGUCAUCGCUCACAGUUUAGCUGAGGUAAACAAAGCAGCUUCGUCGCUUUUCAACUGCCGAGUCAUGGAAUGUCGUUUGGCAGCCAAGGUGCUGGCACGAAUACAUGGAAUAAAUCCAGAUUCGGUGACGCGCUUGGCCGAUGUCCAGUUUUUGCUCAAUAAGACGUUACCGGAAAUGGCUUCUCUCGCAGGGCUUUACCUUCAUGACGAUCCCUACAGCAAGGAAGAGGUGUCCAAGUUACUCGAAAUGACAGAAUCGCAACUGGAAAGUAAAAUCCUGUCUGAAAAUACGAAAGACGUCAACGUUUUCAAACUACGGCAAAGGGCGCUUCACGUCUUUCAAGAAGCCCAUAGAGUGUGGCAGUUCCGCGACAUAUGCAACAGCGGUUCGGUGACAGCAUUGCAAGAGUUAGGACAGCUGAUGUUUGAUUCGCAUAGCAGCUGUCGCGAUCUGUACGAAUGCAGUCACCCGCAGCUCGAUAAUCUCGUAGAAGUAUCUCGUAAUCAUUGCUUGGGAGCAAGAUUGACGGGAGCAGGAUGGGGCGGCUGUAUGGUCGCAUUGGUGCCUGAAAAUGAAGUAAAGUCUUUUAUUGAUCAUUUGAAAGAAAAUUAUUACAAAAACUUGCCGACUGCUCGUGGUCGCGACUUGGAUGAGAUCGUGUUUGCCACCCAACCUGGUUCCGGAGCAGCUAUUUUCAAUCUCUAGAUGCAUCACGAAGUUAAUAUUUUUAGAGUUUAUUCGUCUCCAUUUACGCUGUUUUGCCUUGAAAUUCUAACAAGUUUGUCACUAAAAAAGUACAAUUUCCUUAUUCCCCUUUA